AUGGAGGCCAAGGCCGCGUCCAAGAAGCGAGUGGCCUUCCUCUUCACCGGCCAGGGCUCCCAGCGCGUCGGGAUGGGCAAAGAGCUCUACUCCUCCGAGGACUCGGAGUCCUUCCGCUCUGCACUAGAUGUGUGUGCAGAGCUGUUGGAUCCGCUGCUUGAGAAGCCACUUCUCGACGUGCUAUUCAAGGCGGAGAACCGCGACCUGCUCAACCUGACCAAGUACUCGCAGCCAGCCAUCUUUGCGGUAGAGUAUGCCCUCGCGGAGAUGUGGAAAGCUCUCGGAAUCGAACCCUGUGCCGUGCUUGGGCACAGCGUGGGCGAGUAUGCCGCUGCUGUCGUUGCGGGUGUCCUCGAGCUCGAGGAUGCCGCACGCCUGGUGGCGGAGCGUGGCCGUCUGAUUGCGGAGCUCUGCGAGGGCAACAUUGGCGGCAUGACAGCUUGCCACUUGCCUCGUGAAAGAGUCUUGGAGAGGUGGUGGGCCCAAGCUUUGCUCCUGAAGCAGAUUCUCAGAUGCAGCUUUGAGACCUUGAGAUGCUUCAGUGAUGUGCUCAAAGUCCUUUCUGGGCUAUCGGAGAGCGAUCGCAAGCAGGUGUCAGUUGCUGCAGUCAAUGGGCCGAAGAUGACGGUGGUCUCAGGACACAAGGACUUGGUAAAGCAAGUGGUUCAGAGCACGGGCGCUGGAAACAAGGAGCUCAACGUCUCUCAUGCGUUCCACUCCCCGCUGAUGGAGCCUAUGCUUGAGAGCUUCCGGACGGAGGUUUCCUCGGCAAAGCUCUCCGCUCCGAAAGUGCGUUUCCUCUCCACGGUGACGGGCAAAGCGGAGAGCGAUCUCUUCAGAGAUCCCGGCUACUGGGUCCGGCAUGUGUCGCAGGCAGUGAGGUUUGCCGACGGCGUGGCAGCUCUGGAGGGGCUCGGGGAGGCCGAAGCUUACCUGGAAGUGGGCCCAGAGCCCACCUUAGUAAAGAUGGGGAAGCGAUGUGCCUCCGGCGCCGCGGCCAGCAAAGAGUGGCCCUGGUUGCAUUCAAUCGAGCCCGAACAGGCUGAGGGCAGCACCGUGGCUUCGGCUCUCUCGCAACUGCAGGGGGCGCUGCCGGCCCUUCAGUACAAGCGACAGCCCUUCCCCUGGCGGGAUGCGGGCCCCCGGCUUCUGCGAAAGCGCAGCGAAGGGCAAAACGAGGUCCUCUUCGACUGCCCGGUCCGCGGUGACAUCUUCCAGGUGUCUGCCGAGCAUGUGGUCUACAAUGAGAUCGUCAUCCCGGGUGUGGUCUUUGUGGAGAUGGCCAUGGAGGCUGCCAGGGCACACCUUGGGCCGGAGGCCCAGCUGCGCGACAUACAGAUGGUCUGGCCCUUCGUGGUGCCCAAAGAUGGAGACACGGACAGCAAGCAAAUGAUGAUGCGCUUGGCCAUCAUAGGUAACAAGCGUUUUGAACUCCGAAGCCAGGGACCAGGUGAUGAUACUUGGACGGUUCACUGCGAAGGUCGGGUCGAAGCCACGGGAGGAGGGCCGAAGGCGGCAGCCACCAUUGAUCCUGAGCAGACGCUCUCAGCUUGCGCUGGGAGGUGCCCGGAGCAGGUGGAUCCUGCCAAGCUGUACCCGCUGGUGGACAGCACUGGUCUAUGGCUGGGACCGAAGUUCCAAGUGUGCCAUGACAUGUGUCGCAACCCAGACGAGAUCUCCUGCCGCAUGCAGCUCAAGUCCGACGUGCCAAACCAGGGCUACAUCAUCCACCCGUCUCUCUUCGACGGCACCAUCCAUGCUGUUUGUGCCACGAUGUUCGAUCAGGAUCCGCCCUUCCUGAAGAUCUUUGCUGGUGUUGGUAAGGUCACCGUCGUGGCCAACGAGGCUCCGAAGGACCAAGCCGUGGUGCUACAUCUUCGUAUCGAUGAGAAGACCGACCAACAGCAGAUCUUCACGUGCCAGGUCUUUAGCGAAUCAGGCUCCCUGCUCUGGAAGCUGGAGGAUGUGAUCUUCCGGAAAGUCCUCCCAGAGCAGAUCCAGAAGGCCUUGGCCGCCACGAAGGCCAAGGAUGCCGUGAGCUUCUUCGAGACCAAGUGGAAGCAACUUUCGGAGGAUGCUCUGGACUCGGAGAGCGGCCUCCUUCCAGGCGAAAACUCCGAGGGUCGCUGGCUCUUCUACGCCGAGGCGCCGGUGCUGGAGGUCCUCAAGAAGGAUCUGGGCGAGCAACAUGUUUACAUCUCGUCCAUGUCGGAGAACGGUCUUGACUACGACAACUUGACACGCAUCGUCUACCUUCCCGCAGAGAAAGACAGCCCUCUGGACGUGCUGCACAACGGCCUCCGCCUGAUCCAAAAGGCGCUGCAGGUGGGAGACGCGGCCCCGGAAGUCUGGUUUGUCCUCCGUGGCACCCAGGCUUUGGAGGCGUCCGUGCUGAAGGGCCAGGGGCUGCCUUUGCACGCGGGUUUGUGGGGUUUGGCCCGCUGCUUGCGCCUGGAGUCUCCCGGCUCGAUCGCUGGCUGCGUGGACUUGGGCCCUCUCGAGAAGCCCAAGCCCAAGGACAUCGUGAGCAGGCUCCGCGCCCUCACGACGCGGCGCUCGGGGGAGGCUCCGGAAGUGGAGCCGGAGCUCUUGCUCCACGGGCCAGCGCCCACGUUGUUGGUCUCUCGGCUGGAAGAGACGACGGCCAAGUUCCAGGAGGUGGAUGUGGAUGCCUACAGCCGCUGA
This is a messenger RNA of Symbiodinium sp. CCMP2456, 2685 nucleotides long. NCBI's taxonomy places the organism in Eukaryota, Dinophyceae, Suessiales, Symbiodiniaceae. The record is from the annotation of a GenBank genome assembly.